This is a messenger RNA of Dioscorea cayenensis subsp. rotundata (Guinea yam), 2646 nucleotides long. RefSeq names its product inactive protein kinase SELMODRAFT_444075-like. The record is from RefSeq and is a predicted model, not a curated record. Lineage: Eukaryota; Viridiplantae; Streptophyta; Magnoliopsida; Dioscoreales; Dioscoreaceae. Gene Ontology annotation, molecular function: ATP binding; protein kinase activity. Gene Ontology annotation, biological process: protein phosphorylation.
CACAGAGGAGAGAGAGAGAGAGAGAGAGAGAGAGAGAGAGAGGGCAAGUGCACACACCCUGUAAGCAAGGGAGAAAAUGGUGGAGUUUUCAGAGAACUUCCAACCAAUUAUCUCCACUUCUCAUGUGAUCCAAUACUCCAUCACCACCACCACCAUCAUCAUCAUCAUCACUCAUCGUUUUCAUCCCCUUAAACAAUACCAUUUAUUGAACAAACACCACACUCUCCUCCUCAAAGACCAACAACAAAGAGAGAGAAAGAGAAACAAGAAAGCAGCAAAGCAAAUAUGAAGGUUGUCACUAAAGAAGAAGAAGAAGAAGAAGAAGAAGAAGGAGAAGGAGAAGAAUCUGAGAAGAAGAAUAAGACUGUUGUUGUUGGUGUUAAACUGGACACGCAGAGUAGGGAACUCUUAACUUGGGCCCUCUUCAACCUUGUUGUCUCUGGUGACCGUCUUAUUGCCCUCCAUGUUAUUCUAUCUUCCAAUGAUGGACCUGGUUUUGAUGCAAAAGUUCCCAACUUGCUCUCUCUGAUGAAGGAUUUUGAUGCCAUGCUUGCUGUCUAUGAAGGUUUCUGCAAUUUGAAACAGAUUGAUUUGAAGCUGAAGAUUUGUAGAGGGGCUUCAGUUCGGAAGGCUUUGGUUCAAGAGGCUCAAUGCUUUGGGGCUGCCAAACUUGUGAUUGGGAUUGCUAAGAAUUCAAGAGGGAUUGGGGCAUCUUCAUCAUCUACAUCAAUUGCAAAGUAUUGUGCAAAGAAAAUGGCUUGUGAUUGCUCAGUCUUGGCUGUUUGCUGUGGGAAAAUCAUCUUCCAAAAGCCAGCAUUAGAGAUGAGCAAAACUGUAAGAAUUAAUGAGAAAUCAAAUCAGCACAAGCGCACUGAUUCAGAAUGCUCGUUUACAAGCAAAAGUGAUGCGGAGAUCAACUCUAAUGCUUUGUAUUGGUCGUCUCACGGUUCGGAGUUUUUCGAUAGUAUGAGCCAGUCCAGUUGUGCCACUGUCGAGGUUGAUGAGAAUUCAUCGGUUUGCUCUCCUGAAUCUGUGAGCAAAGAAGAACUACGACCCCGGUGGAAACUUGUUCGGAAUGCAGUACUCAAUGAUAAGAUAACUUCUUCAAAAGUUGGGCCUAAAAAUAGCAUGAUUCGAUGGGCAAUGCGGCUGUCCAACCGAUACUCUGCAUGUUCUAUACUUUACUCAGAUCAGAAACACAUUAAGUCGAAAAUUGACAACACGUCUGCUAGUGAUAAUGAGACCAGAUCUGUAGUUUCGGUAGAAACUGAUUCAUCACAUUCCUCUGAUAAAAUUGAAAAUGUCAUCUGUGAGCUACCAAAGGAGCUAGAGUCUCUCCAAGAGAAGUAUUCAUCAGUUUGCAGAUUGUUUGACCUCAAAGAACUCACACAAAUGACAUCAAACUUCUCGCAGGAGAAGUUGAUAGGGAAAGGGGGAAGUAGUCGAGUUUAUAAGGGCUGUCUUCCGGAUGGCAAAGAAUUAGCAGUGAAGAUCUUGAAGCCGUCUUCAGAUGCAUUGAGAGCAUUUGUUUCAGAGAUUGAAAUUAUCACCACUUUGAAUCAUAAGCACAUCAUCUCCCUCUUCGGCUUUUGCUUCGAAAACAACAAGCUUAUCUUGGUCUAUGAUUUCUUGUCAGGAGGUAGCUUAGAAGAAGUUCUUCACGGUGAGAAAGAGAAGAGUAAUGCGCUGAGUUGGGUCAAUAGAUAUAAGGUGGCCAUCGGUGUCGCUGAGGCACUUGAUUAUCUGCAUUGUGGCAGCAAUUCUCAGCCAGUGAUCCAUAGAGAUGUAAAAUCUUCGAACAUCCUUUUCUCUGACGAUUUUCAGCCUAAGCUUGCUGAUUUUGGGCUUGCAAAGUGGGCGUUAUCAUCAGCACCAAAUUUAACAUGUAGUGAUGUCGUAGGGACAUUCGGUUAUUUGGCUCCGGAAUAUCUCAUUUAUGGUAAGGUUGAUGAGAAAAUCGAUGUCUAUGCUUUCGGUGUUGUGCUUCUCGAGCUCCUAUCGGGAAGGAAGCCAAUCAGAACAGGAUGUCCUAAGGGUGAGGAAAGUCUAGUAAUGUGGGCAAAGCGGGUCCUUAAUGAUCUUGAUAAGGUGAAAGAGCUUGUUGAUCCUCAUUUGAGUGAUGAAUACGAUAUCGAUCAAAUGGAGAGAAUGGCACUUGCUGCUUCACUCUGCAUUCGUCGUGCUUCUCGAUGUAGACCUCAAGUAGCAACUGUCUUGAAACUACUCCAAGGAGACGAUGAAAUUGUUAAAUGGGCAAGAUCAGAAGCAAAGUCUUCGGAAGAGAUUGAUGGGGUCGACAACGAAGAACAUAAACAAGAUUUUGACAUCAAAUCUCAUCUUACUCUCGCAUUGUUAGAUGUCGAUGAUAAUUCACUGUCUACUAACAGCACAGAGCACUUUUUGGAUGAGUACUUGCAAGAAAGGUGUAGUAGAUCAUCCAGCUUCGUCUAAUCAUUGAAUGCAUUGUUUGUUUCAGAUUGAAUCGCUUAAUUGUUUGUACAGAGUGUUUUCUAUGUUCAUUUUGAUUUAAUCUCGGCCUGUUUGUUUGUAAGGUUAACCAGUUUUUUUUUAUCAGAAUUUUGUCUACUGAACCUUUGUCAAGUGAAGGAUGAGAAAAAGAUUAAAAAAAAAAAUAUGAUUAAUGUA